Messenger RNA from Triticum dicoccoides, 2502 nucleotides. Its product is annotated as K(+) efflux antiporter 6-like. The record is from RefSeq and is a predicted model, not a curated record. The coding region runs from base 134 to 1963 and encodes 609 amino acids. Lineage: Eukaryota; Viridiplantae; Streptophyta; Magnoliopsida; Poales; Poaceae. The transcript is spliced from 20 exons. Gene Ontology annotation, biological process: potassium ion transmembrane transport; proton transmembrane transport. Gene Ontology annotation, cellular component: membrane. Gene Ontology annotation, molecular function: potassium:proton antiporter activity.
CAACUCACGCAUUCCCCCCACUUUCUUUCUUCCCCGACACGGGCACGCACGCACACGGCUGCCCUGCGCCCACACACGCUUCGGCCCUUCCUUCCAAAAUCUAAACCCCACUCCGACCGCCCCCCCUCCGGCGAUGCUGAUGCGUCGCCGCCGCCAGCGCCCGGUCCUCCCCCGCCUCCUCCUCGCCACCCUGCUCAUCGCGUCGGCCGUCGCAUUCCUCCCCCGCGCGGCCGGCGACGCGGCCGAGGCGGGCGACGAGGGCCGCGUGGGCGAGGCGGUCGCGGCGGUGGAGCGCGCCGACGCCGCGGCCGCGGCCCUGGGGGCCGCCGAGGCCGGCGGGGAGGCGGCUCAGGGCAAUGCCACGACCAAGGAGCACAGCCUCGCCGACAUGAUCGACCGCGCGCUGGAGAAGGAGUUCCCCGACUCGGAGGGCGACCAGGGCGGCGGAGAGACGGACCCCGGCAGCUUCAACAACACGGUCGCGGAGAAGCAGGGAGUUCUGGAAACUGUGGCCAGAAGAGUAACGAAGAAGAAUGAGACCAAAGACAAUAACUCAUUCCCAUUCAAGGAGGUUUUCUUGGAUCGGUCAGAGCAAGAGGAUGUUCCCACGUUGAUUGAUCGGAAGGAUAAUGUUUUUAUUAUAUCAAAUCGGAAGUCAAAGUACCCUGUACUGCAGCUGGACCUUACGUUGAUCUCAGAUCUUGUUGUCGUUAUUGUAUCUGCUACUUGUGGUGGAAUUGCCUUUGCUUGCCUUGGACAACCAGUCAUUACAGGUUAUUUGCUUGCUGGUUCUAUAAUUGGCCCUGGAGGUUUUAGCUUUGUCAACGAACUGGUGCAAGUUGAGACAGUAGCUCAGUUUGGUGUGAUAUUUCUCCUUUUUGCUCUAGGACUUGAGUUUUCUACCGCAAAACUACGAGCUGUACGCGCAGUUGCCGUUCUUGGAGGAUUGCUGCAAAUUAUACUUUUUAUGUUCCUUUGUGGUAUUUCUGCGACGCUAUGUGGGGGUAAAACAAAGGAAGGUGUUUUUGUUGGCGUUCUUCUUUCUAUGUCUUCGACAGCAGUGGUUUUAAAAUUUUUGAUGGAAAAAAAUAGUAUCAAUGCACUUCAUGGCCAAGUGACGGUUGGCAUACUCGUAUUGCAGGAUUGUGCUGUUGGUCUUCUGUUUGCACUUCUUCCAAUUUUGAGUGGCGCCUCUGGUCUUCUUCAUGGAGUUGCGUCAAUGACAAAAUCGCUUGUGCUAUUAAUAUCGUUCCUGGGAAUUCUCUCUAUCCUCUCCCGUACUUGCGUGCCUUGGUUUCUUAAGCUGAUGAUAAGUCUUUCGUCUCAGACAAAUGAACUGUACCAGUUGGCAGCAGUUGCAUUCUGCCUGUUAUUUGCUUGGUGCAGUGAUAAAUUGGGUCUGAGUCUUGAGUUGGGUUCAUUUGCAGCUGGCGUUAUGAUAUCAACAACCGAUCUUGCUCAACAUACUCUUGAACAAAUUGAACCAAUUCGAAAUCUCUUUGCCGCCCUUUUCCUUGCCAGCAUUGGGAUGCUAAUUAAUGUCCAUUUUCUGUGGAACCAUGUGGAUAUACUUCUUGCAGCUGUAAUUUUGGUGAUAACAAUAAAGACAUUUAUUGUCUCUAUUGUCGUAAAAGGGUUUGGCUAUAACAACAAAACAUCUCUUCUUGUCGGCAUGUCUCUUGCACAAAUUGGAGAGUUUGCUUUUGUUCUUCUUAGCCGUGCUUCAAGCAUCCAUCUGAUUGAGGGCAAGCUGUAUCUGCUUCUUCUUGGCACCACAGCGCUUAGCUUGGUAACAACACCCCUGCUAUUCAAAAUGAUCCCAGCCGUGGUCCACCUUGGUGUUCUUUUGAGAUGGUUUUCCGUCGAUAGCAAUCAGGUGGAGCUGGGCCUAAAAGGCGAAGUCCUCCGCAUUGAUAGCGGCAAGCGCAUAAAUUUGAUAAUCCAAGGCCCACACGACUCAUGACACACUUGGCACACCGCAAGCUACUUUUAGUAUGGCUUAAGUUAACGAGCUCUGUAAAGUGUUUCCGCAUGUAACGAAGAGUUUAUAGCGCGUAUGCACGGUUGGGCGGGAGUUGGAAGCAGAAGAAAUCAGAUCUCGUUCAAAGUGUGUGAGAUCGACCCUUCCCCGCAGCGACGACUGGAAAUGCAAGGGGAGGAUUUCGCCAGCCUUGUGAGCAGUGGAUGACGCGGGCAGUGAGUGCACUGCUCGCGGUGUGAUCCCUCUAAUGAGGGUUUUCUGUAGUAUAAGAAUGUAAUCUGAUUGAUUGAUUGAUUGGAUUAGCGCGAUAGGAUUUAGGCUUGACCGGUACACCACUGUAUUAAUUCCACAAAAUGUGCAGAACGCCACCUGAUCAUGAAUUUUGAUGUGCAGUGAGUUUGCCAUUGUCAUUUCCCAGUGUAAGUUCCCAUGCCUGCAGUCAGGAAAAUCAUUUUGUAUGUGUCUCAUUUUUUGGUAAGACGCCUAUACUGUAACGUUUGAAUGUUGGUCGUUGGAUGCUA